AUGAAGGGUGCCUUGAUAUCAAAGAGGAAGGGGAGGAGCUUGAUGAAUGGUUUAACUGAAUUUACACCCAACACACCUGGUGGAGUAGGCAACAUCCCUGUUCAAAGGUGGAGUGGGCAUGCUUUCAACCCCAAGUCCAAGUCAGCCAUGGUGUUGAACAAUUGUUGUGAGUCAUUUAAUUCGGUUUUGAGGGAGUGUAGAAACAAACCUAUAUUGAGCAUGAUGGAGUGGAUAAGAAGAUAUGUCAUGGCAAGGGCUUUCAACAAAAGGGAAGGAUGUAGGAAUUAUCAUGGAUCAAUCAUGCCAGCUGCUAUGAAGGUGCUCAAAAGUGCCCAAGAAAUGUCCAAGAACUGCUUUGAGACAAUUUCUGAUAUUGACUUGUUUGAGGUUGAUCAUGAUGGAGAUAGAUGGGUGGUUGACUUGAAAAGGCAUUCAUGUGGUUGUUUCAGAUGGGAUUUGACAGGAAUCCCUUGCUAUCAUGCAUUCAAAUGCAUCAUGGCAUUCAGGGGCAACCCUGAAAUGUAUGUGCACAAGGCAUACAGUAAGGAGAUGUAUGCAUUAGCCUAUGCACCUAUUUUCCAACCAAUGCCUGGAAUGAAGCAAUGGGAUUCUACAGAGCAUCCUAAACCUAACCCUCCUGGUGUGAAAAAGCUCUCUGGCAGACCAUCACAAAAAAAAAGAAUCAAAGAGAAGGGUGAGGGGGAAGCUGAACAUGAACCUCCAGUACUAAGAAAGAGGAAGCCCAAUGCAUGCAGUAACUGUGGAGGUCUAGGCCACAAUAAAAGCAAAUGCAAGAACCCACUUGCACCCCCUAAACCUCCAGCAAAAAGAGGAAGGCCAAUGAGUGAUGGUGUACCAAAACAAGCCAUAAAGAAGAAAAGGGGAAAAAUGAGCCAAAGUCAAGAAGAAAUCAACAACAACUCCUCACAACCAGUAGAUUCAUCUCAAACAUCUCACACUUGA
This is a messenger RNA of Amaranthus tricolor (Joseph's coat), 963 nucleotides long. RefSeq lists its product as uncharacterized. The record is from RefSeq and is a predicted model, not a curated record. The transcript has 2 exons. The coding region runs from base 1 to 963 and encodes 320 amino acids. Lineage: Eukaryota; Viridiplantae; Streptophyta; Magnoliopsida; Caryophyllales; Amaranthaceae. Gene Ontology annotation, molecular function: zinc ion binding.